Moneuplotes crassus is the source of this 2002-nucleotide messenger RNA. The record is from the annotation of a GenBank genome assembly. NCBI's taxonomy places the organism in Eukaryota, Ciliophora, Spirotrichea, Euplotida, Euplotidae.
UGUCAACACAAUCGGCCAUGAACGGACAGACGAGACAAGGCAGGUCCCAUAAUCAAGGGAGAUCAUCCAAGAAAGCUGGCAACUCUUUGAGAGUCACUGCUGGAGAAGGAACCUGGAGAAUGCAGAGUUUGAAGAAUAGCUCUCAAACUUCAAUGCACAGCUUGAGAAGCACUAUUUUAGAUGGAAGAAAUCCCCCUUCUUCUAAGUACAAAUCAAGGGAUCAGAAGCAGUUUCUAACUUUCAAAGGAGAGCCGAGUCAACAUUUUAACAAAAUGAUGAAAGGUUUAGCAACUGAAAUUGAAGAUAUUGAUCUUAAGAAAUUAGGCAAGCACAAAGUUCUUACUGCUAAAGAAAAACUCCUUGAGGAAUCUGCCAGGAAUAUCAGAAUUAAAGGAAAAAUAAAAGACUCUAGAGAUCUCGGAGAUUUUGAUCCAAUGCUCCUCAUUGAUGCCAUUGAGGAGAAACGGAAAGAAAAGCCCACUGUUGAUUCCACACAAAUAAAAUCUGCUUUGGUUCAAAGCAUUCUUCAGGAUAUGAAAUUAGAGGAAGGAAAACUUGAGCUACCAUCUUUGAAGAAGAUUAAGACGAAGCUAAAUAAGAAGAAAGAGCAGAGAGUUCAUCAGUCCAAGGCUAAAAUUGACACUAACCUUGCUGGCAAGAAAAUUAAAUAAUCCGAACCAACUGGAAUUUGAGAGAAAGAAAGGCAAGUUGUUCAAGUCCAAGAAAAUGGAUUCGGCUAACAUGGAGAUAAUAAAGAACAAAUUGGAUAAGGAUAUCAAUAAUAUUGUCGACUACUCUAAACGUGUCAAGGAUGAAGUCAGUAAGCAAGCUGAUUUAAAGCAUUCUUUGAAAUAACGCACUUUCGAGCAAGAGACAAUCAAACAAUGUUAAAAAUAGGAACGGUAAGAUGUUGUUACUCUCUCUUGGUGAUGAAGCUGGAGAGGAGCCCAAAAAUCCUGCAUUGAUGAGGUCUCUUUCAGCCACCUUUCAUACUGCAAAUGCAAGUGCAAAGAACAAGGCGAAUAUGAAGCUGAAUCACCAAAUUAUUGAUAAAUGAAUGAGUUUACAGAGUAAAUCAACCAGUUUGAAAGACAAUCUGAACUACAAAGAGGAAGUGGUUCAUAAAAUCUAUGAUGACUUUCAGAAAUUAGUUGAAUUCAAUACCGAAGUUUGGUAUGACAAAGACAUAGAUGAAAUUUAUGAUACCUUAGUGCUUGAUCAUUUGAAAGAAGAACAAUAUAUGCCCAAGAUUCACCCCUUAAUCUCUUUCAAACAUUCUGAUGCACUGAAGAAUUCGAAUAAGAUGAAGAGAAUGCAUAGUAUGCCAAAGAAAGCCACCCAAAGUGCUAUUGUUUUGAAAAAUAAACUUGAUUCCAGAAACUCUGUGUUGGUAACUCAAAUGCCAAUGCUGGCCCAAAAUAAACAUUUUGAUGAGAUCAAAGGUAAGCAAGAGCCAAAGGUCGAUCUCAGCUUGAAGAAAGUUGAAAGUCAUAAUGUCAUACCUUCAUCCAAUCUUUCUCCGGUGACUAGAGAGCUUAAGGAAGAUAACAAAUUUGUAAAACUAAGUGAGGAUGAAUGAACUGAGCAGACUCAGAAGAAAGUAGGAAAAGUUAGUUUUGGGUUUAAGACCAACAUUCACCGGUCUAAAGAUGCCUUAUUUCCCUCUCUUGUGAAAGAAAAGCAUGAAACCUCAAGUCAAAGUUUGUGUAAGAUGCCUAGAAUUGUGAGGAAAAUACUUGAAAAUAAGCUAGAUAUCGAUUCUGACUUCAUUAAAAGCAUUGAGCAAUAUGAGAAAGCUCCUUUAGGUGAUUCCAUUCAGAAAAUCGGAAAUUCUAGCAAAGUUAGGUCGUACUUUGAACACCGGUACAGGGAGAAAGAGCUAGUUGUGAACUUCAAAUCAAUGGAUAAUUUCGCAAAAGAAUCCGUCCAAGAAUACCGCAAGGCCCAGAAACACAAAGCUCUCGCCCUCAUGAAAAAACUCGGCACUAAAUUCCUCGCCUAA